Molecule: messenger RNA, 6236 nt
Organism: Xiphias gladius (swordfish)
Lineage: Eukaryota; Metazoa; Chordata; Actinopteri; Istiophoriformes; Xiphiidae
Gene: nocta
Product: nocturnin a
Exons: 3
Coding region: 474-1841 (455 amino acids)
Biological process (GO): circadian rhythm
Molecular function (GO): poly(A)-specific ribonuclease activity
Source: RefSeq, a predicted model, not a curated record
UCGCUAGUUCCCGCCUCUUUGGUACAAGUGUCAGUGCGGUUCAAACUACUGGUGACAUCAGGGAGAUUGCUGUAUGCUGCUUUUUUAGACUAAGACUUUUAUCCGUUUGCGAAGGAAAAUAAAAUGGUCACACACAUUUUUCCACGAUCUAUAUUCACUUUGUGUAUUAUAUAGUCAAUUCUAACGUAUGUGGUGCCCUCUUGAAAAAGUCACGGACUAGCCCAUCUUUGGCCAACCCCUCAGUAGCCACUGUUCCGUGACUCACCAGAAAAAUGAUGUAACUUUUGCCGGCUUUCUGUUACCUUCAAAAGUACAAAGAGAAAGGAAGAGUAUCCUGUCAAACUGCGCAUUGUGGGAACAUUCUCAACCUUUUUGUUGAGUAAAUGGCUUGGUUUGGUUAGCAUAGGUGAAAGGACAGCGUACAAUCUGUGUAAUUUACAGUUCUUUCUCUGUUGGACUCAGUACAGUAAAUAAUGAAUGCGGCUCGUCGCUGUUCGGCUUUAUUGGGUCAAAUGUGCGUGUCCUCACGGGGGGGACCGACAGCCAGGAGACCGUUUUCAGCAGGAGCCGUCUCAAACCCGGCGGGACCACAGUACUCCGGUGUCGGAGGAAGAGGAGUGGGAGUCAAAGGGAACUCUCCCCAGCUGAAGCCGAGCGGAGCAUCCACCAAUGGGGCAGCACCAGUUUGUCCAAUGGGUGGUACCAGCAGCAGCAGGUUGUUCGGUACUUUGACCCAGUCGCUAAACAGCUCCCCCUUGGCCCAACAAGACCCGUACCCAGAGGAGAGCACAGACCAGGACCUGGACCAGGACCUGUCCGAGACAGACCCAGACCAGCUGCUCAGAGAGUGUGAGGAUGCACUGCAGAAGCGACCAGCCCGGCCACACCGGGAUCUGGUGUAUCCCAGCGGAACUGCGCCCUGCCACCAUAUGCACAACCCCUCCAUACGGGUCAUGCAGUGGAAUAUACUCGCACAAGCUCUUGGGGAGGGGAAGGACGGGUUUAUCCGCUGUCCACUGGAUGCUCUCAACUGGCAGGAAAGGAAGUAUUUGAUCCUGGAAGAGAUCCUCACCUACCGACCGGACAUCCUCUGUCUACAGGAAGUAGACCACUAUUAUGACACUUUCCAGCCAAUUAUGGCCAACCUGGGUUACCACAGCAGCUUCCUGGCAAAACCCUGGUCUCCCUGUCUGGAUGUAGAGCAGAAUAACGGUCCUGACGGCUGCGCUCUGUUUUAUCGACGCUCGCGCUUCUCCCUCCAGGCCACAGCUCACCUGCGGCUAUCAGCCCUGAUGCUGCCCACGAACCAGGUCGCCAUCGUUCAGACGCUGAACUGCCGGGUAACAGGCCGUCAGCUGUGCGUGGCCGUCACCCAUCUUAAAGCCCGUAGUGGGUGGGAGAGGCUGCGGAGUGCACAGGGUGCUGACCUACUGCAGAGUUUAAGCAGUAUAAUAUCCCGGGAUGGCAGUCAGAGUGAGGCGGCAUCAGCCAUCGUCCCUUUAGUAGUGUGUGGAGACUUUAACGCAGAGCCCUCUGAAGAUGUUUACAGACGCUUCAGCUCCUCCCCCCUUGGCCUGAACUCUGCAUACAAGCUGUUGAGCUCUGACGGACAAACAGAGCCAGCCUAUACCACAUGGAAGAUCCGCCCCUCUGGAGAGAGCUGCAGCACACUGGACUAUAUCUGGUAUACCCAUCAUUCUUUGAGUGUGGACUCCCUGUUGGACAUUCCCACUGAAGAGCAGAUCGGCCCAGACCGCCUCCCAUCCUACCACUACCCCUCUGACCAUUUAUCACUGCUCUGUGACAUCACCUUCAGGGAGGAACCCCAUAGGUUGAUGUAGGCUUCCAGUCACAGCAGUUCCGGACCAAUAGGAAGAUUGAGUGAGGAGACUGCUUAUUCAGAAUCAGUGUGAACUUGUACUGUAAAUGACAGUAAGAGAAAGUGAAGAGCGUGUUCGCUGAUUUUGAGGCAGAGUCAUGGUGGGGCAAGACAAAUAUGAUUUGAGCGGGAAUAAUUUGCAAUCAUGACGCACACAUAAACCCAAAUAAGCAUGUGUCACUUUCUGUAACAAUGCUAUUAUUUUAAAGAUAUUCAUAAUUGGAACUUUAAAAAGUUAAAUGACCGGAAAAAAUUAUGUAUAUUUUUUGGGAUAAGUAGGGGUUUGGCGUCACACUGGAGCCUGUCAGUAUCUAGCAUUUUUCAGCCCUUUAAAGGAACACUGUGUAGGAUUUAGGGGGAUCUGGUGGCAAAAAUGGAAUAUAAUAUUCAUAAUUAUGUUUUCGUCAUUGUAUAAUCACCUGAAUCUAAAAUGAGCCCUUCAUAUCUUCAUAGGGAGCGGGUGCUCUUCCACCGAGCCCGCCAUAUUGCACUGCCAUGUUUCUACAGUAGCCCAGGACAGACAAACCACUGACUCUAAAGAGGGCCGUUCGUAUUUUACGUUACCUGAAGGCCACCACACACACACACACACACACACACACACACACACACACACACACACACACACAAGGAAACAAAGUUAAAAGGCCACCACAGCACCAAGCUGGGGAAAAACCUCGACACUUAUUUAUCGCUUCCAACUCACUAUUAUAACUUAAUUUUAUUAAAUUAUUCUUUAUAAUUUAUAUCAGUUGGUUUACCAUAAUCAACAGAUUUCCCUGUAGUGUAUCUUAAUUUAUUAUUUUAUACUGAAAUAAUCCAGUGUGGUUCUUCAGUUUGACAUUGGCAAUCAUGACAGUGACUGUAACUAUACUGAACAUGAGGAAAAAUGUUAAUAUAUAAAUUAUAACUAAGAAAUUAAUUUAGCUCAUAUUGUUGCCUGUUUGACUUGCUGGCUAGUGCAAUUGAAUGAUUAUGUUGUGGAUUGGUUUCUUUUGUCUCAGCACACACACAGGAAGAACAUGAAGCCUCUAUUCAACUCCAUUUAUAAAGCUACCUACAGACAGGUGACAAAUUAAAGGAAAAGCCUUAAAAGUGAGUGGAGAAACAGGAUGACAAUGCCCCCAUCCAUAGGGCACGAGGGGUCACUGAAUGAUUUGAUAAAUAUGAAAAUUAUGUGAAUUAUAAGCUACGGCUUUCUCACUCAUCUGAAGCAAACUGUUUAGUAUGUAAGGUUAAUCAACUAAAAGGCUGUUUGUUUGUUUUUUAAGAAAAGCAUGCAAUGACUUGAGAAAGUAGCUGCUUUUGUACACUUCAUUGUAUUGUACAUUUGAAUUUAAAUAAAUAAAAUUGCCAUUCUUGCUCAUCAAUCUACACUAAAAGCCCAGACUCAAACCCAAUAAAUCAUCCCGGGGAGAAACCUGGAUAUGGCAGUUUGCAGACGCUUCCCAUACAAUCUGACGGAUCAGGAAGAAUGGGAUAACCUGACGAAACUCAGGCAUGCAAAGCUUGUACAGACUUGCCGAAGAAGAUUCGAGGCUAUAAUUGCUGCCAAAUGGGCUUCUAAAAGUCUUGAAUUAAGGGUCUGAAUUUUAGAUUUAAAUAAAGAUUUUGAUUUAAAGACAUACAUAUAUGCAUAUAUAUAUAUAUAUAUAUAUAUGCAUAUGUUUGUGUGUAUAUAUAUACUCCCAGGUAGAUCAGCUGAAACAGCUGGUCUCCUGGGUUUUCCACCCACAACCAUUUCCAGAGUUUACUCAGAAUGUGUCCAAAAACAAAAAACAUUCAGUGAGCAGCAGUUCUGCAGACGGAAAAAACCUUAUUGAUGAGAAAGGUCAUAGGAGAUUGGUCAGACUGGUUGAAGCUGACAGAAAGGCUACAGUAACUCAGAUAACCACUCUAUACAACUGUGGUGAGCAGAAAAGCUUCUCAGAAUGCACAACACACCAAAAAUUGAGGCUGAUGUGCUACAACAGCAGAAGCCCACGUCAAGUUCCAUUCCUGUCAGCCAAGAACAAAAAUCUGAGGCUGCAGAGGAUACAGGCUCACCAACACUGGACAGUUGAAGACCAGAAAAACAUAUCCUGGUCUGAUGAAUGUGGAUGUCUACUGAGGCUCGCAGAUGGUAGGGUCAGAAAUUGGCAUCAGCAGCAUGGGCCCGCCCUGCCUUUUGUCAACAGUCCAGGCUGCUGGUGGUAUAAUGACGUGGGGAAUGUUUUCUUGGCACACUUUAAGCCACUUAAUACCAAUAAAUCAUGGUUUCAAUGUCACAGUUUGAAUAGUGUUGCUGACCAUGUGCAUCCCUUUAUAGCCACAGUAUACCAUCUUCUAAUGGCUACUUUCAGCAUGAUAAUGCACCAUGUAACAAAGCAAAUCACAACUCCACAUCACAACGAGAUCAGUGAACUUCAGUGGCAUCCCCAGUCCCCAGAUCUGAAUCUAAUAGAACACUUUUGGGAUGUGGUAGAGCAGGAGAUUGGCAGCAUGAAUGUGCAUCUGACAAAUCUGCAGAAAUAAUGCAAUGAAAUCAUAUCAAAAAGGACCAGAAUCUCAAAGGAAUGUUUCUAACAUCUUGUGGAAUCCAGGCCACGAAGAAUUUAGGUUGUUUUGAGAGCAAAGUGAGGCCCUACCCAGUAUUAGUAUGGUGUUCCUAAUAAAGUGCUCGGUGAGAAUAAAUACUACAGCAUACAAUAUUUUAGAUAAUAAUUCUUCCAGCUUUGUACCAACAUCACAUGCUCCCAUGCAGAAAGCCAGCUCCAUAAAGAAAUGCUUUUCCCAGUUUGACGUGGGAGAAGUUGACUGGCCUGCAGACCCUUGAUCUCAACCCCAUCCAACACCUUGGGGACGAACUGGUAUUCCGACAACAAGCCCGGACCAUAUCACCCACCUUCAGUGUUGGUCCUCACUAAUGCUCUUGUGUCUGGAUUCGAGCAAAUUCCCACAGCUAGGUAUAACAUCUUGUGGAAAGCUAAAAGAUGAUGUGGCUUCUUUGGAACCUUGAAAACCUAAGGUGCUGACUGUGGCAUGUUCUUUAUAGUAGCUGCUAAUUUUAAGCAUUCAAUUUAAUAAUCCACCCUGUUAGCAGUGUUCUAACUACCUCACCUCAGACACCAAUUCCCUUCCCAUGAGGAUGUGAUUUUCAACAUUUCCAAGAAUUUUGACAACACUGUCAGUGCUCCAGCAUUUUAAAACACAUAUACUUGCAAGAAAAAGCUGAACAUGCAAAUAGAGGAAACACAGGAAAAUGAAGAAAACAUCAUUUGUAAAACAACACAUGGAAUAAGACCCAACAGGCAUUUAGAUUUGUUUUUGAGAUUUUUUUUGGUGUUGUCUUUCCAGCGGCUAGAGCUUGCAUGAUCUGGAAGAUCAUGACAUGUAGUUGAAAAGCUGUGGAUAUAGCGAAAACUAGAGAUGACCACUCAUGAUACUGGAAAAUGAGGUAGCAAUAUACAUACAUACUGUAUAUUUUAGUGAUAACAAUCUAAAUGUGUGAUUCUGAUACUGGGGAUAUUAGCAAUAUAGUGUUACAAUUUUAAAGUGUAUGCACGUAAUCUAGAAAACCUCCAUUUAAUGAAUUGUAGUGUUUCACAUCAGCUUAUUUCGUUAUGCCGGGCAUAUUUUGUUAAAAAUUACUGUAUGCGUUUCAUUCAUUUGCAUAUUUCUUAAUGUAACAUGUUUUUUCAUAGUGCUGAAGAUUUUCAUAUGUUUGUGUUUUGUCCAUUUGAUGUGUGAUGUGUUUUGAUAUGUUUUCUUGUGUAGAGCGUGGGCCCACAGUGUACAGUGCAUUCAGUGCUACGUAGGCUACUGCUAGACUUCUACCUGUAUGACUGUUGAACAUUUGUAAAUCACAAAACUAUAUCCACUUUGAUUCUGAAGGACAUUUACCAUUAUACAUGUAAAACUAUUUUAGUUAUAUAAGAAUCAACUAAAAGUGUUGGCUGGGUUUUUCCUUUUACAUUCUCAAUGUUUUCCGCGUCAACAAAUUUAUUUAAAUAUUUGUGACAGCUGUUCGGAUUCUGUACACUGAGAAAUACUCAAUUUGUCUGCAAGUUUUGCAAAGCCAAGAAAUAUUAAGAAAGACGUGAACAGUAAUAAUCAUCUCCCAGCAAAUAGCUCGCCUAACACACUUGACAUAAGGGGAACUGUCAGGGGGUCUGACAGUUCACUAAUCUCAUACAGAAUUGAAAUGAGUCCUGCUCAUUAGCAGCAACACAGUGCCUUUCUGUGGCCUUACUAGCACAUUUUACUUCCUUUUCAAAUGCCAAAAUUUCUUUUUAAAAAAAGGCACCAAAAACAUGUCAGUAAAUCCUAAAUAAACACUAAAAAUUUCUAGCGUUUCAUUUUUCCAAUGGUUCAAUAA